Molecule: messenger RNA, 2613 nt
Organism: Andrographis paniculata
Lineage: Eukaryota; Viridiplantae; Streptophyta; Magnoliopsida; Lamiales; Acanthaceae
Product: putative F-box/LRR-repeat protein At3g59230
Exons: 2
Coding region: 255-1874 (539 amino acids)
Molecular function (GO): protein binding
Source: RefSeq, a predicted model, not a curated record
CAAAAGUGAAAAACUGCGGAGUCAUAUUGGGUUCUAGAUUGAAAUGCGCGAUUGCGCCUUGGCUUUGUCCUGUCAUCUCUAAUCGAUUCUCUUCUUCUCUGCACUUCAAUAGCGUUUGUUGUUUGAUUCUUCCUGUUGUUGUCAUCCAAGCCGAGCGGCUUGAUGUGCCGUUGUCGACGUUGACGUCAGUGUUCAAUCAAGUUUCGGUUACUCACUGAACCCCCAAUUCGAUUUUCUAGGGUUUUAAUUUUGUCAUGGAGAUCGGAAAGCGAACUGAAGCGACGGACAACGAAUUGCAGUUGCCGGAAAGCGUAAUUCAGCACAUACAGUCUUUUCUCAGCGGCAAGGAGGCAGCUUCGACGGUUGUGCUAGCGAAAUCGUGGUACAAUUCGUGGUUGACUCGUCCGAAUCUGGAUUUCGAUGACCGCUACUUUCGGGGUCGGAAUUCAGAUGCCCAGAACCAUGAGAUGUUCUUGAAUUUCUUGAAGGAGAGCAUGGAAAGGUACGAAGAAUUGAAAUUGAAUAUAGAGAGUUUCAGGCUUCGUAUGAAUGUUAGGGAUAUUGAUGCAUCUUCAUCUGCUUCUGGAUUUAUUGUUAAAGCUGUGAAAAUGUGUGCUAGCGGUUUCGAUGUUGAAUAUCAUCCCCCAUUAUCUGAAUUCCCUUUACCAAAGGAAUUGUUUGAAAGUAAGGAUUUAGUUCGAUUAUCAGUUUUAGGGUGUAGAAUUUUGUUGGGGGAGGUUAUGUGUUUGAGACUUACAUCUCUCUGUUUAUCUAAGGUUCGAAUGGAAGAAGCCAUGAUUAGGAAUAUAAUGGAAACAUGUCUGAUGCUCGAAAAUUUAUCCCUAUCUGAUUGUGAAGGAUUCAAGAAAGUUAAUGUGACAAAACUUGCUGGACUCAGGAAGUUUACUGUUACCAGUCAUGUGACAAAGCCAAUGCUAUCUUGGAGCCCCUUAGUUGAAUUUGUAAACAAAAGUGUUGCAUCACUUGCCGACGAUAAGAUCAAUGUGUCUCAGUUUUGGAAAUUGAAUAAUUUGGUUCUCGAAAGGGUGAGGCUAGGUCAGAUGGUGUUUACUGAUUUCUUGAGUAAAUUCCCUUAUUUGGAGGAUCUAAAGGUUCACUAUUGUAAUGGUUGUGUGAAAUUUGAUCUAUCGAGUCCUUCUCUUAAGUACAUAAGCUUGGCAGACACCGAGAAACUAUGGAUCCAGCUUGUUGAUGUUCCCAAUAUCCGUAAGUUUAAGUUUUCAGGGUCUACCAUACCUUUCUUGGAAUGUAACACAACAUCAAAGGAAUGGGAGUCUGAUAUAAGACUUACAGUCUGGAACACUCUUGGUGCUUCGGGGUUUCUUGAGAUGAGUAACUUUUUGUCAAACCUGAGUUCUUCAAAAAUUUCUCUAGCUAUUGAUUUGCUGUCAAAACGCGUAGAGUUUGUGCCGGAUGUUCACAAUUUCCCUAAGCCUGUUGUGGAGAAUCUGACUCUGAUAGUCCAUUCGUCGAAUUCAGUGUCUGCCCUUUUGGACGGUCUAAUCUGGAGUUUUCAGCCUAAGGUUGUGAACCAUCAGUUGAUUCGGAUGUUCGAGAAGUGCCAGAACACGAAAUGUAAACUCCUCCACCCAGCCAUCUGCAAAGCAAGCAAUGAAGCGCUGCGGCUUCUGUAUGAAAAGCUUACAAACUUUGAAAAUUCUGAAUCCUGUACUCCAACUGAGAAAUUAAUUGGCUGGCACGAGUUCAAGGAAGUGAAUGCCGAGUAUUUUGAAGAUGUUCUUAAAGAAUGGCGGCCUCUUCCCAGGAAAAGUUUAUUACCGGUGAAGGACGUACAGAUCCGAUUCCAUCUGAGAUGGGGAGAAAGUUCGAAACUCUGCGACUCUGGGAGCUAAGUUGCAUUGCUACGAUUGCUUCGUUACGGGAUGCGAAGGAUCGAUACUUUUGGACACUGUUGUCGGGAAUUGUUUCGCGUGCUGAUAUACUUGCCUUGGCUGCUCGGGAUGCCAUCCUUUUUGCGGUGAUUUUUUUUUUCGAAACUUUACAUAUAUAUUAUGACAAACUUUGCUUCGAAUAUAAUAUAUUGUUAGAAGUUAUUUUAAUUUUAAUUUUGUGAGUACGAUGUUGAAUAGAAAACAAAUACUCCUAUAUGAUAUGGCAUAAAUAGAAGUUAGAGUAUAAUAUUUUGAAUUGAAAAUAUAUCCGUAGUUAAUAUUCUAAAUAAAAUAUAGAUUUUGAUUAUAGUAUAUUUAAAUAUAGACUUUUUGUGAGCAAUGCAAAAAUAAAUUUGAAAGUAUAAGUAAACACUGGUUGGCUAACAAUACUAUUUAUCGACUAUAAUUUGAAGGAAUAAUCUAUGUUUAACAAUCUUCAUAUGUAUGUAAGUUCGGAGAUAGGGGAGAAAGGAUAGUAAGAUUUUCCUUUUUUUUUAGAUGGGACUAUUGUUUGUGCUCUUAGACUCCAUUUACAAGUUUUAAGUUACAUUUUGACAACACUUUUAUAAUUUUGGCACUAUUUAAUUUUUUAAAAAUCAUUACAACAACUAUAUUUUCUUCUAAUAAAAUUUUAUAUCAAAUAUUCAUUUUUUUUUUCUCAAAAUUUUAAAACACCAAAAGUCUGGUGUGUUUGUUUGUG